Molecule: messenger RNA, 696 nt
Organism: Meyerozyma guilliermondii ATCC 6260
Lineage: Eukaryota; Fungi; Ascomycota; Pichiomycetes; Serinales; Debaryomycetaceae
Gene: PNC1
Product: nicotinamidase
Exons: 1
Coding region: 1-696 (231 amino acids)
Source: RefSeq, a predicted model, not a curated record
AUGCAAAAACUAGCUCUUGUUAUUGUCGAUCUCCAGAACGACUUUCUUCCUCCACAUGGUUCGUUGGCUGUACCGGGAGGCAAUGAAAUUAUCAACAACAUCAUCAACUUGUUGGAUCCUCACAAGUACAGGUUUCUGGCAGUUAUAGCAACUCAGGAUUGGCAUCCUUCUGACCACUGCUCAUUUGCUUCUCAACAUGGUUCGGAGCCCUACACAUCCAAGGUGUUUGAGCAUCCAGAAAACAAGAAAGAUCAACAUGGAAAAACCAUCACCUUGAACCAGACGCUCUGGCCGGAUCAUUGUAUUCAGAAUACAGAAGGAGCUGAGCUCGAGCUGGAGUUUGAGAAGGUUUUCAACAAGCUAGAGGUGCCACAUACCAUCAUCAAAAAAGGAUACCUUAAAGACCGAGAAUACUAUUCCUGUUUUGGUGAUUGCUGGGACCUCCAUCAUACUGAAAUCAACCAAUACUUGAAAGAUAAUGGCAUAACUGAUGUUGUAUUCGCAGGGCUUGCGUACGAUUACUGUGUCCUCCAGUCUGCCAUAGAUAGCGUCAAGAAAGGAUACAAAACAUAUGUGGUGAAAGAGGCUUGUAAAAAUGUAUACCCGCAAAAAAUGCCUUUAACAGAUAACAUUUACCGGUCCCACGGCAUCACCGUUACACAUGUGAACGACUUUUUCCUUACAAAGUUUCAGUGA